CGGCGCCCAGGGCUCCGUGUACGUCGAUGGUCAGCGUGUGUGUGAGAGUGUGCAAAGUAACUUGGAAAAUACAGAAUCGAAAGGGAUUUCUCACUUCUACAUUGGAGGGGAUGGAGUCAAUGCAGAGAACACAGCGGGUGACGAAGAUGUGUCUGUGACCGUGUCGAACGUCCUAUUGUACAACCGUCCGUUGACAUUUACUGGUGGGAGUGCCGAUUUGGAAGAAGAUAUUGCAUCACCCUCUGAGGCUCCAGUGGAGCGAGCACCCUCGCAGCAGUCUCGAAAGAAAAGUGAAGAACAGCAAGUGCCGGCAGCUUCGAGCUCCCAUGCCGUUGGAGAAGCAACGGGUGAUGGCGGCACUGUGCGUGGGAGCGGACUGCUGCCGUUACUUCUUCUGUUGGGACUGUGGGUGUUUUCGGCUCUGUGA
Molecule: messenger RNA, 427 nt
Organism: Trypanosoma cruzi
Lineage: Eukaryota; Euglenozoa; Kinetoplastea; Trypanosomatida; Trypanosomatidae
Product: trans-sialidase, putative
Exons: 1
Molecular function (GO): exo-alpha-sialidase activity
Source: RefSeq, a predicted model, not a curated record